This is a messenger RNA of Microplitis demolitor, 1061 nucleotides long. Its product is annotated as bone morphogenetic protein 1 homolog. Gene Ontology annotation, molecular function: metalloendopeptidase activity. Gene Ontology annotation, biological process: proteolysis. The transcript has 3 exons. The coding region runs from base 26 to 886 and encodes 286 amino acids. NCBI's taxonomy places the organism in Eukaryota, Metazoa, Arthropoda, Insecta, Hymenoptera, Braconidae. The record is from RefSeq and is a predicted model, not a curated record.
UCAAUCCUACGAUUAUGGUUCAGUAAUGCACUAUCACCAGCGAUCAUUUUCAAAUUCUUCGAAUAUGAAAACAGUUGUCCCAAAGCAAAAAGUUAAAAAUGCAACUUCAAUGAUUGGAUACAAUACUAAAAUCAGUUCUGGCGAUUCAGUUACAACAAAUAUUUUGUACCAGUGUCCCAAAUGUGGUGGAACAUUAUUAGAGCCCAGUGGCAUUUUUCACUCUCCAAGAAACCCGAAUGGGUCACUAGUGGGUUCAGAACGUUGUGAAUGGAGAAUAAAGGCUGCCGAAGGUGAAAAAAUUGAAAUUUUCAUAACAGGAUUAAGUAUUUACGAGAGUCCUGAUUGUACAGUUGAUUAUUUGGAAAUCAAAAACGGUUAUAGAACUGAUGGUCAAGUGCUGGCUCGUUAUUGUGGAGAUAGUUAUACAGCCUAUGUAAUUGCUAGUAAUCAUUUGCUAGUGACUUAUGUAAAAAAAAGUGACAAAAGUAUUCAUAAUAGUUUCCAAGUGGAUUACAAGACUAUCUGUGGAGGUGAUGUUAAUCUUGAAAAAGAUAUACCUUUCAAUAUAGAAUCAACUAAUUAUCCUGACGAGUAUCCGCCAAAUAGACGUUGCAUUUGGUACUUUACAGCACCAGACAAUCAUCGUAUAACAAUGAAGAUCAAUUUCUUUGCUCUUGAAAUGAGUGACGGUUGUAAAAAUGAUUUUCUCGAAAUAAGUGACGGUAAUGAUAGACAUGCAACUCUUAUUGGACUUUAUUGCGGUACUAAAUACGUUUCUGAAGUCAAUUCAACAGGAAAUGAAUUGUCAGUUGUAUUUGUGAGUAAUGACCUAAAGCAACAUUUCGGGUUUUCUUCUACCCUCACGGCUAUUCCUGUUGAAAAUUAAUUUAAUAAAUUACGUUUUGUAUAUUUCUUUAAAGUCUCUAUUUAAAUUGUUAUUUUACCAUAUUUACAAUGUGCAAUAAUUGAUAUUGUGGGCUUAUAUCCCAUGAUUUAAAGUAAUUACUAUACGGAAAAAAAGUACUGUUGCUGCAACAGGACAUGGCCCUGUAGUUGCAACA